CUGCGGGCGCGGGGCGCGGCGCUGGUGGCGGCGCGGCGCGGCGGGCACAUCACCUUCCACGGCCCCGGGCAGCUGCUCGCCUUCCCGGUGCUCGACCUGCGCCGCCGCCGCCUCCCGCUCCGCGCCUACGUGGCCGGGCUGGAGGCGCUGGUGCUGCGGCUGUGCCGCCGCCUCGGGCUGCGCUCGGCCCGGGCGCUGCCGCCGCCCUUCACCGGGGUCUGGAUGGGCGACAGCAAGCUCUGUGCCAUCGGUGUGCACUGCGGGAACCACAUCACCUCGCACGGGCUGGCGCUGAACUGCUGCACCGACCUCUCGUGGUUCGAGCACAUCGUCCCCUGCGGGCUGGAGGGCAAGGGCGUCACCUCGCUCAGCCGCGAGCUGGGCCAGCACGUCGCCGUCGGCCACGUCCUCGAGCCCUUCCUCGACUCCUUCCAGGAGGUGUUUGAGUGCACUUUGGUCUCCGCAGAAGAGCCCGGGGAUUAGGAUUGCCGUGCUGCCUUGGCCGGGUGUUUUGGUGCCGGGGCAGCCCCGGGGUCUCUCUUGUGAGACGAGUUCUCGUGCCUUUGCCUGUGGACUGUGGGUGGACCGUGGCACAGGGUUUCAGGCUGCUGCUGGACUGUCCAAACCUGCCCUGGGGCUGUUCUCUCCAGCCCUGUGAGUCUCCAUCCCUCAUCUGAGACCUCCGUGGGUGCCACUGACCAUCCAAACCUGCCCUGGGGCUGUUCUCUCCAGCCCUGUGAGUCUCCAUCCCUCUGUGGGUACCAUGUCCCCACGUCACUUGCUGGGGAAGUACCCAAACAGGUGCUUUUGUGGGGUUUUUUUCUGCUUUUUUUUGCCCCACAAAAAUUAAAGAUUUGUGUGAAUGCUCAUGAAUUCACAUGAA
Molecule: messenger RNA, 883 nt
Organism: Onychostruthus taczanowskii (white-rumped snowfinch)
Lineage: Eukaryota; Metazoa; Chordata; Aves; Passeriformes; Passeridae
Gene: LIPT2
Product: lipoyl(octanoyl) transferase 2
Exons: 2
Biological process (GO): protein lipoylation
Cellular component (GO): mitochondrion
Molecular function (GO): lipoyl(octanoyl) transferase activity
Source: RefSeq, a predicted model, not a curated record